GCCUGUCCAAACAGGCCUCUCCCACAUUCCCUGGCUGUUGUCCAGUCGGCAGGAGCGGAGACACCCUUGUUGUGUUCAGUGACUGUGAGGGCUGAGCAGAGGCUGCUGAAGGGAGGCCACUCUGUGAAGUGCGGGAGAUCCUCUGGCUUCCAGAUGUUAGGUCUUCUGGGGAGCACAACCCUUGUGUGCUGGAUCACAGGCACGGCGCUGGCUUUUUUGAUGCUGCUAUGGCUGCUGGCCCUCUGUCUUUUCCACAGAUCACAGGAGCAUGACGUGGAGAGCAACCGAGUCCGUCGAGCCCGGCCUCGACUCUUCCAUGGCCGGCCCCUGGGUCUCCCGAGAAUCGUUCACCAUCACCAUCACCGUGGCCAUGUGACUGGGAUGACCAGUGUGGGCGUUCACCACCAGCACCACCAUUCUCCCCAUCGUCUCCACCAGCAUCGCCACCACCGCCACCACCAUACUCAUAGAAUCCACCACUAAGCAUCUACCUGGCUCUGCAUCCAGCAAAAUGAGUGGACCCUGAUGUUUCCAAUGGAAAAAAAUGUGUCUCUGGGGUCACUGGGGGUAUUGGGACCCUGGUCCUGCUUGGGUUCAUUUGCAUAUGAGCCCUUCUCCCUAUGUGCAGUAGAGAACCACCUGGGUGGCCUUCUACACGAUGCAGGGCUGGAGCUUGGAGCAGGGCUGGCUGAACGUCCCACCUUGUGACUGCAAUUCCUGGUGACCCUGGAAGUAACAAGGUGUCUGGUAGAACCAGAGCCCAGGUGAAGAUGGCGUGUUCUUCUGAUUGGGGGGACCCUGUGAUAGGAUUCCGGGGGCCCGACUGUGGUGUGGGCAUUCCACUGCUGCUUGGCUGUAAGAAAUAAAAGCCACCAGAAAGCUUU
Messenger RNA from Apodemus sylvaticus (European woodmouse), 884 nucleotides. RefSeq names its product histidine rich carboxyl terminus 1 (gene Hrct1). The transcript has a single exon. The coding region runs from base 154 to 483 and encodes 109 amino acids. NCBI's taxonomy places the organism in Eukaryota, Metazoa, Chordata, Mammalia, Rodentia, Muridae. The record is from RefSeq and is a predicted model, not a curated record.